CAGAACCUUUUCAUUGAAAAGGGGAGGGGUGCUUUAUCAUUGCUCGUUAUCUUUUGCCCAUUAGCAAAAUUCACCCACCCCAGCCUCACACACUGAUUAGCAAUAAUUGCACAUAAUCAUCACAAGAUAUUUCUAGAUGGCACCGCUUAUCAUCCACUUGAUCCCAAACUCUAAUAUUUGCGUACAGUAGUCCAAGACAGAGCACGGACAGGCAGGGUGAUUAUUCCGCAAAAGAAUAUAAGAAAACAUAGGGUAUUGUUCAUAAUUGGUAUAAUUUACUACCAUGGAAACGCACCAUUAUCUUCAACUAGCCGUUUGCCUGUUCCUGUCAAGCCUUGCAACGAGCCAGAAUGCUGAAUACUGGAACCAAGAAGCGCAAUCAUCUCUAAGUGAUGCGAUCCGCCUGACAGAACGAAACGUCGAUACCGCCAAAAACAUAAUCCUUUUCCUGGGUGAUGGCAUGAGCAUUGAAACCCUAACAGCGGCCCGGAUCCUCAAGGGCCAGCAGGCCGGGGGCCUGGGGGAGGAUGCCAAACUAGCCGUGGAAGACUUUCCACAUUUCGGCCUGGCAAAGACAUAUUCAACCGAUAAACAGGUCCCUGACUCGGCCGCAACGGCAACGGCUUACCUUUGCGGUGUAAAAACAAAGAAAGGUGUUCUUGGAAUCGACGAUAGAGUGGAAAGGGGUGAUUGUGUGUCUUCUCUUGGAGGGGAAGUUAUAUCCAUUCUUGAAAUGGCACAAGAAGCAGGAAAAUCUGUCGGCCUUGUCACAACCACCACCAUCACACACGCAUCGCCAGGCGCCCUCUACGCCAAAGUUCCAGAUAGAAAAUGGCAAUCAGACAUGGACAUCCCCCUGAAGGAACGCAACCUUGGUUGUGUGGAUAUGGCGAAGCAGUUCGUUAGCAAUAACAAUAUUCAGGUUGCCCUAGGUGGUGGAAGGAUGAAAUUCAUGAGCAGAGCGAACCGAGAUCCGGAAUAUCCGAGUUUGCCGGGAACUCGUAUUGACGGCCGCAAUUUGAUUCAAGAGUGGGUCAAUAACAAACCGGAUCCGGACCGAGUCAAAUACGUAUGGAACGAAGCGGAUUUCAACCAAAUCGAUCCGGAACAAACCGAUUACCUUCUUGGUCUGUUCGAGUAUGGACUCAUGAAAUUCGAUAUCCGUCGCAACAACGACACCGCGGGUGAACCGAGUAUCGCCGAAAUGACCGACAAGGCUAUCCGAAUCCUUAGCAAAAACCCAAAAGGAUUCUUCUUGUUCGUUGAAGGUGGGCGUAUCGACCACGGGCAUCACUUUGGUGUGGCUAGUCUUGCUCUAACGGAGACGGUAGCGAUGGACAAGGCAAUCGACGUCGCUCUCGGGCUGGUUGACAUCAAGGAAACCAUGGUCAUGGUCACCUCAGACCACGCCCAUACAUUCAAGAUGGCUGGCUACGCAGAGAGGGGCAACCCCAUAUUAGGCAGGGCUGAUGGAAGAGCAACUGAUUUGGGAUCGUAUACUACUCUCGGCUACAUGAAUGGUCCAGGUGCAAUCAUUUCAUCUCUCUCAUAUCGACUUCUUGGAAGGCGCCCUCCUGUGACAGACUCGAACACAGGAAGAAUGCUUUACAUGCAACAGGCAAUCGUACCGAUGAUCACCGAGACCCACGGCGGCGAUGAUGUCGCUAUCUUCGCUGUUGGUCCAAUGUCUCAUCUGGUCCAUGGCGUCCACGAGCAGAACUACGUAUCCCACGUGAUGCAACGAGCCGCUUGUAUCGGGUUCUACGCCGACAACAACUGUCAAGGAAUUCCGGCCGCCGAUGUUCAUGGUGACGGUGGCGCCACUGCUCUGGGAAGAGAUGCUACGCUUUGCAUUCUGCUUUUUAUUUCAGUCGUCGUGGCUGUGGUUAAGAUUGCAUAAGGUCUACAAAAUCGAUUGUUAGCACAAGCAUGCGGGGAAAAUAUGGGGAUGUUCAGGGGAACUUCGAAUAGGAGAAUAAACAUUUAGAUUAAUAUUGGCAUUCUCAAAUUAGGCUUGUUCUAUACUGAGGGCCUAUGGCACCAAAUAUUUCUGAUUAACAUAUUCAUCUUUUUCAUUCAAUACUGAAAAAAAAAAUAUAUAUAGUUAGGUCGCUUAGGCGUAUGUUCCAGCAGGCAAUUUAGGUUUGAUUAAUGUUCUUGAAAAUGCCUAUAAGCUGUAUGACAAUGUCAAACCGAUUCAAUUUCCUGAUUACUAGUAAUUCAAGAUAAUUAUAGAUCGAGCCGAUGAUACUAGAUGAAGGCCCACUUCUGUAACUACGCCCAUAUAGAGGAGUGGAUUAAACGCGUGCAAUCCAUCUCUAUUAUAGUCAAUUUCUACAGCUAAUGCCCGAUAUCCUUUUUAUUGAAGAAUACACUUAGGGACGAUAAUUAUGGUUUCUCCCUGCAACUAUCUUAUUGUGUUUUUUUUUCAUUCCCUUUUCUAAAUGCAGCCUAGCAUAUCUUAAGCAUCUUAAGAAACAAUGUAUCCUGUUUUUUGCAUUUGCAGUAUACCUAAACUGAAAUAAUUAUGUCAAUAAAUAAUAUAUUCCGACCA
Messenger RNA from Lytechinus pictus (painted urchin), 2554 nucleotides. RefSeq names its product alkaline phosphatase, germ cell type-like. The record is from RefSeq and is a predicted model, not a curated record. The transcript has 9 exons. Gene Ontology annotation, molecular function: alkaline phosphatase activity. The coding region runs from base 284 to 1900 and encodes 538 amino acids. Lineage: Eukaryota; Metazoa; Echinodermata; Echinoidea; Temnopleuroida; Toxopneustidae. Gene Ontology annotation, biological process: dephosphorylation.